Molecule: messenger RNA, 2674 nt
Organism: Mugil cephalus (flathead mullet)
Lineage: Eukaryota; Metazoa; Chordata; Actinopteri; Mugiliformes; Mugilidae
Product: major histocompatibility complex class I-related gene protein-like
Exons: 7
Coding region: 51-1121 (356 amino acids)
Biological process (GO): immune response
Cellular component (GO): external side of plasma membrane
Source: RefSeq, a predicted model, not a curated record
GUCCAAGCAGCUGGUGACUUGGUUUAAAGUCUUUACAGAAACAGAACAAGAUGAAAACUUUGCUUUUGUUGCUUCUCUUCUGUCGUGUUUCAUCAACCGUGAAACACUCACUGAGAUAUUUCGUCACUGGAUUCUCUGGAGUCUCAAACCUUCCAGAACUUGUGGCUGUUGCAUCGAUUAAUGGCGUCCAGGCUGGAUACUGUGACGGCACCAACAAGAAAUUAGAACAAAAACUGGACUGGGAGAAAAAAGUCUUUGAAAAUGAUCCAGAUCAAUUAAAGAUGUACACUCAUCAUUGUUUUAUGGAUUAUCCUCACCGAUUCAAAACCACAAUGUUCAGUCUGAAGCAGGUGUUCAACCAAAGUGAAGGUGUUCACAUUUUACAGCUUAUGCAAGGCUGUGAAUGGGAUGAAGAGACUGGAGAGGUGACUAGCUUCAUGCAGUAUGGUUAUGAUGGAGAAGACUUCAUUGUGUUUGAUCUGAAGACAUCAACAUGGAUCACUCCUAAACCUCAGGUUGUUUCCAUCAAACUGAAAUGGGAUUCAGAGAUAGGGAGAAUAAAAUACAAUGAGCAGUUCUUCACUCAGACUUGUCCUAAGUGGUUAAAGAUGUAUUUGCACCAUGGGAACAGCUCUCUGUUGAGAAUAGACGUCCCCUCAGUGUCUCUCCUCCAGAAGACUCCCUCCUCUCCAGUCAGCUGCCACUCUACAGGUUUCUACCCUGACAGAGCCAUGAUGUUCUGGAGGAAAGAUGGAGAGGAAAUUCAUGAAGGAGUGGAACGUGGAGAGAUCCUCCCCAACCAUGAUGGAUCCUUCCAGAUGAAUGUUGACCUGGACAUUUCAUCAGUCUCACCUGAAGACUGGAGGAGGUACGACUGUGUGUUUCAUCUCUCUGGUGUGGAGGACGACAUCAUCACCGAACUGGAUGAAACACAGAUCAGAACCAACUGGGAGAAGCCCAUGACCACCAUCACCAUCAUCAUCUCUGCAGUGGUUGUUGUUGUCGUCGUCUUUGCAGCAGCUGCUGGAUUCAUGGUUCAUAAAAAUAAACAAGACCAACGUCGUCCACCUGAUAGUGAAGUCAGCUCUGAGCUCUCUGAGAGACUGGAUCCAGAAACCUGAAAAAGAAACACCAUGAAUUUCUUUAUAUGGGAUCAUCUUUACUAAAUUGUUGUCAGUUCUUGAAUAGAUUUGUUCUAUUUUAAAGUUCAUGUGAAUGAGGAAGUGGAAUUUCAAAUAUGCCUUUUUAUUCCUCUGUCACAUGUUUACUUUUGAGAAACCAAAAACUUUAUGACUUGAUUCAAUUUCCACUUUUGGUUGGCACAGCCACCACAAAUCCAGUCAGCAGGUUUCAGUUAAACACAUUCACAUCAGUCCAAGCAGCUGGCGACUUGGUCUAAAGUCUUUAUAGAAACAGAAAAAGAUUUAAAUGAUUUUUAUCAGGAUCAAUUUAUUCCAUUUCAAAUGAUCUCAUCAACCGUUUGUGAUUUCUCCAGACUGUUUCCUUCAUUUACUAAGAGUGACUCUUUUACUCUGUUUGGUUUCAGACCUUACAGAACUCUCUGAGAGACUGGAUCCAGAAACCUGACUAACAAAUACCAUGAGUUUCUUCAUAUGGUAUCAUCUUUAUUAAAUUGAUGUCAAAGUUGUUGAAUAGAUUUGUUGUGUUUUAGAAUUGACUGUAACUUAAACAUUUGAUACUGGAUCACAUCAUCAACCAGUGGAGUUUACAGUUAGAGACCAGAUCAGAUGACGUCUAGUGGAACCAGGUACUGAUGGUGGUUUAAUCACUGAGCAGGAAAUCACAUUCAUAUAAAAGUGUUUGUUCAGUCAACUGUAAUAAACUCACAAACUUACAAACGUCUUGUAAUAAACUCUGAAUUAUUUAUUGUGUUUCCUUAAAUUAUAUUUAGCUUCUUUGCUUAAAUUGCAAUAAUUUCCACAUAUAUUGAACAUUUUGUCUGUUGUUCAGCAAUGUUUGUUGUCAUUUUUAUUCUGCACCUUUCAUCUAUUUUUGAGUUUAUGCACAAAGUAUUUGUUAAGGAUAUAAUUUUCUUUAAUGUUCGUAUUUCUUAUUUAUGAAAAAGGAAACAUAAAAUCUUCUCUUUCUUUGUACAUAGUUGUUACAUUUUCACAGUGUAAAACACUCACUGAGGUGAUCAGUUUGCUGUUGUUGUUGUCGCCCUCUGGUGGACAGAUGGUGGACCUGAGGCUCCCACUCCAAACAUUGCACACAUCCAGUGACGGUUCUAACUUGAAAAUAAUUGCAUAAGGAUAACCUAACAAUGGCAAUAAGCACGUCACAGUGAUUACUUUUUAAUAUCCUCCCUGUAAGGUCUGUGUGGAUGAGGAAGUGAAAUUUAAAAGAUCCUUUUUUUAUCCUCUGUCACAUGUUAACCUGAUGACCCACUGCAGCAGUUUGGUGUACCACACAGUACAUCUGGUAAAAGGUUUUCAGGACAAACAAGAGCCUUUUUAAAUAAUAUGGGUGGUGUUCACUGUCCAGCCCAAGUCCUCUGAGAUGUGCAGACUCAGGAACUUACAGAACUGGAAUCUAGAGCCUGGGUGUGGAUGUAGUUCUUACCCCUAGAAUGACAUGGUAAAAAAUUCCUUUUAAUGCUGACAUCAGUAUAUAUGUGGAAUUACAGUCUGAAUAAAUCUCUUUAUUGAUCUUA